UGGCCCAGGGGAGCGGGGAGAGGAAGCUACUGUUUACAAACAUGAGGUCACCAGAGUCGCAGAUCAAAGCAAGAAGGUCUGGGGAAGGGGCUGGGAUGGGCCCGAGACCCCAGACGAGAACUCUGCCCCUGACUCACCUCUGCCGGGGGAAGGAGGAUAAAGAGGAGACAGGGGAGCGGGGGCUGUCCAGAUGCGCGGCACUUGACUAGCGGGCCACAUGCAGAUCGCAUGCAAAUCAGCGAGCGCACGCGUGGCCCCCUCGUGGCAAGCGGUAGCUCCGCGGGGCGACCCUCGCGCGGCUGCCCGGCCGGGUGGUCUGGGGCCGGGCGGGCCAGGCCAGGGCCCCGCGGAGGCGGAGUCUCACGAGUUCCUUUCCCAGCCUGGCCUCGCAGGGCCCCGGAGGGUCCUGGGGAGGAGCCCACCGUCCCAGCGGGGGAGUUUCGCGCUCAGCCCCUCACUCCGCCACUCCCGCUCCGCACGCCCCCGUCUGUUGUUGGGCAGCGGUGUCGGGUUACCGCCCAGGGGCUAUAGUUAGCCGUGGGGACUUUGUGUGGCAAUCCGCGGAGAGCGCCGGCCCGCCGGACUCUACCCUCCGCCUGCCGCAAGCACCAGCGCUCCUUCCCGCUCAGCUCCGCAACCUCCAGGCUACGCUCCGGCCACGCCCACUCAGCCCGCUUCCUGCGGACCCGGACCCAGGACCCCUGAAGUGGUAGGAAGAAGGGUGCUGGAGCCCAUCAAGCCGGGACUCCACCUUCACUAGGACCUCACCGUGCAAGACUUCUCCAGGGAGGAUGCUGGAGGCUCUGUUGAUCGUCCUCAGCUGCUUUGGCCUCCAAAUCCUCUGGCAGGCCCAGGCUGUUCCUAUCCUGCCCCUGGGCCUGGCUCCAGACACUUUCGAUGAUGCCUAUGUGGGCUGCUUGGAGGUCAUGGAAGAAAAGGCAGCUGCCCUGCUAAAAGAGGAGAUGGCCCACCAUGCCUUGCUGCGGGAGUCCUGGGAGGCAGCCCAGGAGGCCUGGGAGCACCGGCGUCGAGAGCUCACUCUGCCCCCUGGCUUCAAAGCCCAGCACGCAAUAGCCAUUAUGGUCUAUACCAACUCAUCUAACACCUUGUACUGGGAGCUAAACCAGGCUGUGCGCACGGGCGGUGGCUCCCGGGAGCACUACAUGAGGCACUUCCCCUUCAAGGCCCUGCAUUUCUACCUGACCCAAGCCCUGCAGCUGCUUCGCGGCAGCGAAGGCUGCAGCAGGGAACCUGGGGCAGUGGUGUUUCGAGGCGUGGGCAGCCUUCAGUUUGAACCCAAGAGGCUUGGGGACUUGGUCCGCUUUGGCCAGUUUGCUUCCAGCUCCCUGGAUGAGGCAGUGGCGCGCAGGUUUGGUAAUGCCACCUUCUUCUCUCUAAGGACUUGCUUUGGGGCCUCUAUCCAGGCCUUGUCUGUCUUCCCUGAGGAGCGCGAAGUGCUGAUUCCCCCCCAUGAAGUCUUCUUGGUCACUGGGUUCUCCCAGGAUGGAGCCCGGAAUGAAGUGACUCUCUGGAGCUAUAAUCAGACCUGCAGCCACUUUAACUGCGCAUAUCUGGGUGGGCAGAAGAGGCGAGACUGUGUGUCUGUACCAGUAGGGCAGCCAGAGUCACCCUAUGAAGGGGUUUCCCCUCUGUUCUCCUGGAAGACCCCGUUCUUGGGCCCUGGAAGGUUCCAGCUCUCAGGAGCUGGGCCGUGAAAGCCCAACACUAUCACUUAGGAAUCCUGGGAACUGACGAGCUUCAUAUGAAGAAGAGGGGCUUCACAUGGCCUUACGAAGCAAGAGCAUGGUUCCAGACCCAGCCCAAGCAGCCAUCUCCCCAGUUCGGGUUUGGGGAGACCUGAGGUCAUGGCAGGGUUGAGGGAGUCCCACUAUGUGCUAGGGACUUUCUGGGACAAGCAGGGGAAGUACCGUGGUGGCCACUCAAUUAAACAGCGUUGUAGAAUGGA
Cavia porcellus (domestic guinea pig) is the source of this 1966-nucleotide messenger RNA. RefSeq names its product ADP-ribosyltransferase 5 (gene Art5). Bases 792 to 1715 code for a protein of 307 amino acids. Gene Ontology annotation, molecular function: NAD+ poly-ADP-ribosyltransferase activity; NAD+-protein-arginine ADP-ribosyltransferase activity. Lineage: Eukaryota; Metazoa; Chordata; Mammalia; Rodentia; Caviidae. The record is from RefSeq and is a predicted model, not a curated record. The transcript is spliced from 5 exons.